AUGGGCAUGACAGUCCCUGGCGCCGGGAUUGUGUUCCUCAGCUCAGCAGAAGCUGCGUACGACUGGCUCAAGGUCGCCGUCGUCGGCUAUGACGAGGGCGACCUAAGCGACGCCACCGCCUGGCGCUCCUACGGCCGGGGCACCCUCGACGGGACCAUCCCGACACGGUGCCCAACGAUCGACGUCACUGGUCCCUCGGCCACCGCGCUGUCCAGCGACACCGCCGCCAUCCCCAGCAUCUACAAAGCCGACGACGAGAGGAUUGCGAAGGCACUCGCUUGGUACUGCCACAUCCACCCCGCCUCCCUCCUACCUAAUGCUGUCAUCCGUCAUGCGCACGAGCAGAAGCGACUCGAUGCGAUCGAACGCAAGCGGAGAUCCGAGAGACCGCCCGAACGCGAGCUAUUUGAGGCCAUGCAAACAAAGGAGAACUCGCAGGCCGUUUUCCGCGCCGGUCAGGAACACGAGCAGCAACGCAAGCGGGAGCGAAAGGCGUACUACGGUCAGUUCGAUAUCGACUUCCCUCGUGACCCGGCUCGGACGCUGCCGUUGAUUUAUUCAACUCCUUCGGCUUGGGCACAGAGAUAA
Anthostomella pinea is the source of this 588-nucleotide messenger RNA. The record is from the annotation of a GenBank genome assembly. Lineage: Eukaryota; Fungi; Ascomycota; Sordariomycetes; Xylariales; Xylariaceae.